Messenger RNA from Phytophthora infestans T30-4, 435 nucleotides. RefSeq lists its product as uncharacterized. Gene Ontology annotation, molecular function: nucleic acid binding. Lineage: Eukaryota; Oomycota; Peronosporomycetes; Peronosporales; Peronosporaceae. The record is from RefSeq and is a predicted model, not a curated record. The transcript has a single exon. Bases 1 to 435 code for a protein of 144 amino acids.
AUGGGCGGGCGUGUCGAUGUGCGGCAAUACGGACGUAAUUUUUCUAGCACGAACGCAGGACUCAGCCAAACGCUGCGAGAAAAAGUGCUUCCUUACAAGGAAAAAUUCCGCCUGAAAAAGGACAAUAUUGAGCCAAUAUUUAAACAGGAUAACGCCUCAAUACAUGCUUUGAGGCUCACUAAGGGAUUCCUCAACGCUAACAACGUUACAACUAUGGAGUGUUCCGCCAAACGUCUUGAUUUUAACAUCAUGGAGGGACUUUUGGUCGGUCGGGUGUAUGCAAAUGGACGUCGGUUUGACAGCCGAGCCGAAUUGAAGGCUUUCAUCAAGCCCGGGCACGUCUCGAGCCCGAUUAAAUCAAGAAACUUUGUCAAGAGCAUGCCGAAGCGUUUGCACUUGGCGAUGGCGCUGAAAGGCGCCACAGCACUUUAUUAA